AAAAUGUACCUGAGGUAAUCUACUACUGACUUCAUCUUCACAACUGAUUUAAAGCAGCUUAGCAAUGAACAGUAUGUUUUCCAGAAAAGGCUUCCAUCUCCCUUCUCAGCUCCUUCUUGAUUUCCUAUUGCUGGCUCCUGGAAUCACAGCCCAGAGGGAGCUGACAUGCACUUGUUCAAGGGAGCACUUUCAUCAGUCUUCUUAAGAAGGCAGUAAGAUCAGCCUGAAACAUCAACAGAAAGAGGUGCACUUAGAGAAAAGGCAAUAGGGAGUAAGGAAACCUACCUGUAUUCAGAUACCAAUCAUACAUAUUUCAAAAGGCCAUUUUUAAUAGGAAAUAAGAGGGAAAAAUAAAUAUAAGAAUUUGAUGUUUUUUAAAAUGACUUAAUUCUAUGAGCAUCAAUCUAGUCAGGGAGAUAAGCUGCUAAAUGCAACCUUGCAGAUGCAUAAAGAUGAACACCUCCUCAAGGUGCUACCACUGGUCAGUGGCAAAGUGAGAAAAAGAAGUUGGGAGAUUAGAACUGCUAGUCCUGAUUUCCCUUUGUUUUCUCCUGAGCUGCAAUCAGAAUGUGUUAUGCAUUUUUUAUCUCCUCUGUCUAUGACAGUAUCAGAUUUUUUUUUUUUUUUUAAGAGGGGAGGGUCUGGGCACAGUACAUAGCCCAAAUUAUUAAAAAUCUUUAUGCUGAGGAGACCAGUUCAGCAAAAGCCCACUGACAUGAGCUCGUGACCUUAGGCAAAUGUCAGUGGAUGCUGGUGAUUCCUUAUUUCCUAUUUUCUGUGUAUGUCUUUGUCUACCUCACUUAGAUAGCUCGUGUUUUCUUCACUAACAACAAGCUCAGAGACUGUUUCCCUGAGAGCAUUUCACUCUGUUAGCUUUCCAGUGUCUGAUACCCAAGACUCCCCAUGGUGCUUCAGCUCUCCAGCUGGGAAAGCAUCCAUCCUGUCACUGAAGUCCCUGCUGUGAGGCUCCAGACCUCAAUUACACCAGUAUGCAGCAGCAUCUGUGUUAGUGCUCUCAGCAAAUUCAAUUCUGAGAGUUGAUCUCCUGGAGAAGGGGCAGUAGCAUCUACAAAGGCAGCAAUUCUCGAAGCAAGUCAGUGUCACAGGAGGGAUGGGAUAAACCCGGGGAUCCCCUCCUGGCCCGGAUCAGUUACAGCCAUUAAAGAACGGGCAGCUGUGAUGUGGGAGCGGCAGGUUGUGAGCGGUCCCACAGCUGGUUACAGCGGACCCCAAGUAAUAAAAUAACACUUGAAGAGAAAAGUUCAUAGAGCGGAAUCCCUUUUUCAAUGUACUUUUUUUUUCUCUGUGAAAAUCCGCACCUGCUCUGCUCCUUCCCCCGCGCGGGACCGAGCGGAGCGCAGCGGGCGGAGCUGGAAAGCGGGAGCCGCCCCUCAGCCGCCCGCCAUUUUGGGAAGCGCCGGAACGGGCCUGGAGCGCCCUCUGGCGCCCGUCUGCCCGCAGCUGAGGCACAGCUCGACCGCCGGCGGAGCGUGCUGUCGCCGGCCAUGAAGUCCGUCUUCGUCACUGUGGGCACUACCAGUUUCGACGAGCUGAUCGCGGCCGUUUCCUCCCCUGCGGCCGAGGAGGUGCUGCGGAGCCGCGGCUGCCGCCAGCUGGUGCUGCAGAUCGGGCGGGGCGCGCUGCAGCCCGCCCCUCAGCACGGCCCGGCCUUCGUGCGGGAGGUGUUCCGCUUCAAGGAGUCGCUGACUGAGGAUCUGCGGAGCGCCGACCUGGUCAUAAGCCACGCAGGUGCAGGUAGCUGUUUGGAGACUCUAGAGGAAGGAAAGCCGCUGCUUGUGGUGAUAAAUGAGAAGCUGAUGGACAAUCAUCAGCUGGAGCUGGCACGUCAGCUCCACAAAGAUGGACACGUCCUCUAUUGUAACUGCAGCACACUUGUGGAGACACUGCAGUCAAUGGACUUGUCAGCUUUGAAACCUUUUCCUCCUGGACAACCAGAAAAGUUUGCUUUGUUUUUGGAUAAAGUUGCUGGGUUUGAAUACUCCGCCGUGCAACCCCAGCAGGGGGCGGGCGGCAGCAGCGGCCCCCGCACGGAGCCGGGCACGAGAUCCCCGCGCUCGAGGCGGGCCCGACAGCGGGAGCGGCCGCACCUGGGCGCGCCGAGCGUCGACCCUCAUUGGCGGCCGUCGCCGCCCUCCCCAGUGCUAUGCGAGGAGCCUCGGCCCCGCCGCCUUCCCGGCACGAUGCAGAAGGGCUGGAAGAAGUACUUCGGGCAGAAGUCGCUCAGCGAGGUGACUAUGGACGAGUACCUGGGCAGUCUCGGCCUGUACCGCAAGCUGACGGCCAAGGACGCCUCCUGUCUCUUCAGAGCCAUCUCGGAGCAGCUGUUUUUGUGCCAAAUUCAUCACAUGGAGGUGAGGAAAGCUUGCGUCUCGUUUAUGAGGCAAAAUCAGCGUAACUUUGAAUCCUAUGUGGAGGGAUCAUUUGAGAAAUACCUUGAACGAUUGGGAGAUCCAAAGGAAAGUGCUGGCCAGCUGGAAAUAAGUGCUUUAUCAGUGAUCUACAAUCGAGACUUUAUUCUGUACCGGUACCCUGGAAGGCCACCCACUUAUGCUACAGACAAUGGCUUUGAAGACAAGAUACUACUGUGCUGUUCUGGCAAUGGCCAUUAUGACUCUGUGUAUACAAAACAAUUUCAAGCAAAUGCUGCUAUUUGCCAGGCUGUAUUAUAUGAAAUCCUCUACAAAGAUGUGUUCCUCAUGGAUGAGGAAGAAUUAAGGUCUGCAGUUGAGAUGUUUCGAAGUGGUUCCAAGAAGAACAGAAACAGUGGCUGUGUAGAAAGCGAGGAUACAAACUUCGAUUGUCUUCAUGAAAAAGUACCCAGAAAUCCAUCAGGAAAGAGAGGUGAUGACUGGGAAGGCAAUGAUACUGACAAUCCAGUGGAAGAUAAGUUCAGACAAGGCACUGAAGAAGCAAAGACUCCAGAAAAUUCCUCAAAAAUGCCUUUCCCCUACAAAGUGCUGAAGGCUUUGGACCCAGAGAUUUAUCGAAAUGUGGAAUUUGAUGUUUGGCUGGACAGCAGAAAAGAGCUUCAAAAAACUGACUACAUGGUGUUUGCGGGGAGACAGUACUAUUUAGGAGACAAGUGUCAGGUGCGUCUGGAUCCUGGAGGUAAGUAUUACAAUGCUCAUAUCCAGGAAGUUGGGCAGGAUGGCAACACGGUGACUGUUUUCAUUGAGGAGCUGGCAGAAAAGCAUACCGUUCCUUUGGCAAACCUAAAACCAGUGACACAAGUGGCACCUGUCCUUGCUUGGAAUGUGGUUCCCAGCCGAAAAGGAGGAAGCUAUCAGAAAGUAGCAGGUGGAUACUUCUCAGGAAUAGAAAUGGAUGUGAAAACACGGAAGAGAUUGCUUAAGAAAGUUCGUGGAAAGGAGGUCUUUAUGACAAUGGCUUAUAGUAGGGGCCAGCCAGUUCUCCCACCCCGGCUACAGCAUGGUGUUCCCUCAGGGCGCUCUCCUCCAGUUCACUGUUCACAGGGUGGUGGAAACAUGGCACCUUAUGGACCCUAUCAUCCUCAGAAUCCUCCCCAGAGGCAUAACCGUGGAUUUGGAAUGCCAAGGGGAUCUGCCCGAUUUAUAAACAGGCACAACAUGGUUGGCCCUCAAAUAGCAUUCUACCCCAGUCCAGGAAAGAGAUGCUAUCAGAGCUAUGACAGUUUCUCCUGCAGGUCACGUUCAUACAGCCGUAGCCGCCGUCAGAUGCAGUGUGUGAAUAAGGAAUGUCAGUAUGGGUUUGUACCAGAGAAUGGAGAAGAGCCUCAAGGGUCAGAAGAAACAAUAACUUUCUAUGAAAUUGAAGAAGGGGAUGAAACUUCUUUUCCUGCUUUAGCAGGCCAGGGUAGCCCUACUGCAAUUGUCCACAGUCCAGCAGGUUUUUGGGUAGCUAGAAGAGGCCCCAACUCAGUUCCAGCCAACAAGCAGCCCCUGAAUCCCUCAGAGGAGGAUGUAGGAGAAACAAGUGAAAAUGGGAAAUUUCAUGAAGAAUAUCUGUAUGCACCUCCAGAUCCAGACUGUGAAACGGCAGCAGUAUUUAGUUCAGCAGAACCUACAGCAAACUUGGAAGAAGGGCCAUUGGCUGUGUCACCUCAAGAUGGAGUGGCUUCCUACAGCUAUCCCCAGAAGGUGAUGGUGAACUCUGCAGUAAUCGCUACCUCCGCAGGUGUUAAUGCUGCUCCACCUACAGUCUUCUCCUCAAACUCUGCCUCCACACAAGCCAGUGUCACAACAGCUGUUCCCCCACAAACAGCAAUUCAACCUGUUCUUAUAUCUCCCACUUCUGUAGGGAGGCCAGUACCAGUUUCUUCACUGCCAUUCCCAAUUUAUUCAGCUCCUCUUCCUCCAGCCAAUGAGAUGGGAGAAGCUGGUGCCAUUCCUCCACCUUACUCUUGUGAUCCCAGUGGCAACGAUCUGCCUAGAGAUACAAAGGUCUUGCAGUAUUAUUUUAAUCUGGGAUUGCAAUACUAUCACCAGAGUUACUGGCAUUCCAUGGUCUAUGUACAGCCGGUGCCACCAGCGUCAUCUGUGGAGGCUUAUCCAGCAUAUGCUGAGCCAGCUCAUGUCCUGGAUCAGUCAGUACCUCAGCUCUAUGAUGCUGGGCGAGCUGAGGUCCAUCAGGUUCCCCUCGAUGCGCCUACAAAUGGUAACUUCCAAAACACAGAGCCUCCAGCCCUGUCCCAUGGCACGGUGUAUUACCCAGUGGUGUCAGACCCCUACAACCAGCCAUCUGCUCCAGGGUUUGACUCUUGCAUCUCUCUAGUACCUGCCUAUCACUGUAUUGGCUCGUGGCAUUCAUUAAAUCCCCCAUAUGGAAAUUCUCCACGAGUUCCUAACGCUGUAAGUUCUGGACAGCUGCACCAAGUCAGCUAUGUUGCCUCACCUAACCCUGCAACGCAUUAUGUGCAUCAAGGAAUGUAAGUCCAGGAGGGUGUGAGCUCAUUUCUUGCACUUAGUUUUUCUCAUGUCUUUUUUCAUGAACUUCCAUUGUUUUGUAAGUCUUUGUCUCAAUGGGCUGGGGUGACUGAUUAAAUUGUGUUCGAUUCCAUGUUUCUUUCCAGGCUUAUGCUAAUGAUAAUCAGCUUGACAGGAUGAAGUUUUGGUAGUUCAUCUAAGGCAGCAUAGGAGAGGCGUAUACGUAAACUGUAGCACGGGGGAACACAAUGUGUGUGUUAGACUACAUAAAAAAAUGUGUAAAAAAAACAUACUGUCACUAUGGGAAAAUUGCAUUACAUACCCGUGUGAGUGGGUACAUUGUAACACUUGAACACGUGGUUCUUGUACAAGCACAGCUGCCCUUACAACCACAGCAAAAAAUUGGGUGCAGAGUUUGUUAGAGGACAGAAUUGCUGGAAGUAAGUUGGUGUUCUCGGAUUUCACAAAACAAAACUUUGUUUGCCGUUGGUGAUCACAUAUUUAUAAUAUGUGAUUUUGUUCUGUGUUGGCUUCAUGUCUCUUAAAAGUGUAAGAUACUGCUUCAACCUGUUCUACUGUAUAUCAGUGUGUGUUUGUAAGAUGCGUUUUGUGAAAGCUGUUGCACAAGUGGUGGUAGUUCUGGUGUCUGAUUUGCACUGAUAGCACAAAAUAAAAGCAUCUAACCCGUGGAAA
Tympanuchus pallidicinctus (lesser prairie-chicken) is the source of this 5618-nucleotide messenger RNA. RefSeq names its product ALG13 UDP-N-acetylglucosaminyltransferase subunit (gene ALG13). The record is from RefSeq and is a predicted model, not a curated record. Bases 1287 to 4931 code for a protein of 1214 amino acids. Gene Ontology annotation, molecular function: hexosyltransferase activity. NCBI's taxonomy places the organism in Eukaryota, Metazoa, Chordata, Aves, Galliformes, Phasianidae. Gene Ontology annotation, biological process: dolichol-linked oligosaccharide biosynthetic process. The transcript has 28 exons.